AUGGAAGGUGUCCAGGGUCGAGAUUUCAACCAGAUACGACCUCUGAAUAUUAAAUUGUCCGUCUCUCUUUCCUUUUCGGGUUCUUGUAUCGCAAGUUUGGGUAACACGAAGGUUAAAUGUCUAGUAAAUUUACCAAAACCAUCGAAUAAAAAGAUAUUUGGAGACUCUGGAUAUAUGAAUUUGGAAAUAAAGUCAAAUUCCUCGGUACAUUCGAGCAAAACUCUGGAUAUUUUAAGGACUUCCAUACUGGAGGUCUUUGAAAGGCACAUUAUAUUCAAGGAUUAUCCACGCCAAGUCAUAGAUGCAUUCUUAAUAAUACAAAACGAUGACGGAGGGCUUCUGUCUGCAUCGUUGAUGGGCUUAUGUCUAGCUCUAAUCGACUGUGGAAUCCAUGUCUCUGACAUUAUCUCCGCCUGUUCACUGGUACGUAUAUCGAAGCAGACAUAUCUAUAA
Molecule: messenger RNA, 453 nt
Organism: Theileria equi strain WA
Lineage: Eukaryota; Apicomplexa; Aconoidasida; Piroplasmida; Theileriidae
Product: 3' exoribonuclease domain 1 containing protein
Exons: 2
Coding region: 1-453 (150 amino acids)
Biological process (GO): poly(A)-dependent snoRNA 3'-end processing; nuclear mRNA surveillance; rRNA catabolic process
Cellular component (GO): nucleolus; nuclear exosome (RNase complex); cytoplasmic exosome (RNase complex)
Source: RefSeq, a predicted model, not a curated record